This is a messenger RNA of Belonocnema kinseyi, 1849 nucleotides long. RefSeq names its product titin-like. The coding region runs from base 154 to 1710 and encodes 518 amino acids. NCBI's taxonomy places the organism in Eukaryota, Metazoa, Arthropoda, Insecta, Hymenoptera, Cynipidae. The transcript is spliced from 8 exons. The record is from RefSeq and is a predicted model, not a curated record.
AUUUUAUUGACUUUCUUAAUUACUUUUCAACAGAUUGGUGUGACAUGCCCAUGACUAUAAGAAUCUAGCUUUUUAAAAUUUGAAGACGAAACGGUGUUGUAUCAAAUCAGUAAAUCCUCAGAUGCCUCGAAUCAUGAAACUCUCUCGCAUAAUAUGCGUAGUUUUGAGAAGUACUGCAAUCAACUGCGAGGUAUGGAUCAAGUUCCGGAAGAAGAAGAAUUCCAAGGCGAACAGCACGUCCCGGAAGGAAAACAAUUCCAAGGACAAAAGCAACUUUCGGGAGCAGAACAGCAAGUUCCGAGUGGACAACAGCAAGUUUCGGAAGGAGAACAGCAAGUAAGAAAAAGAAAGCAACAAGUCCCACAAGAAGAGCAUCAAGUUCCGGAAACUGGGCCCGAAGUAGAUGUCAAUAUGGAAGUUGAUAAAAAAGUUCCAUCUCCAGAUGAAAUUCCGGGAACGCCCUCAAAAAGACCUGGGUCAUUAAUACGCGGGGAUGAUACGCCGAGCAAAAGAGGAAGAUUCAGUUCACUGAUACCUGCCGCGGAAAAAGAGCCUGAAAUGGAAGAAUCGAUUCCGCAAGUAAUUUCAGGAAUUCAACCUCUGGACGGCCCUGAUCGAGCAGUCAGUCUGCAACCGGAAGUUCUGCAAGAACAGCAAUUACCGGAAGCAAGGCCAGAAAUAGAACCGGAAGCGAGGCAAAUAGAAGAACCGGAAGUAAGGGAACCAAUUGAAGUUCCACCUCGUCGUCCUCGCCCUAGAAGUGGAAGAAGAAAUGGGUGGAGAGAUGAAAGAAUCACAUUGACCGACAAGUGGUACAAGGACUUCCCAAGCAGAACAGAUUGGUACACGAAGCCUUCAGCUCUCGAUGCUUUGAAAGCAGAAGUAUCGACGAAACCUUUGGCACCGAAAGUCUGGAUGAAAAUGCCUGGAUUUACCAUACGAAAUGAAAAUUUACGAGAAUUAUUUGAGCAGAAUUUCGCCGAAGAUAUUUUGCAUAACGUAGAACCGCUAGUCGAAGGCGAUUUUAUAUUAUCUCCCGAAGGGAGUCUGCCAGGUCCGGAAGGAAGCGAACUGAGAAAUAUUGAAGAAGCUGAGCAGGAGCAGCCGAGACAUGAACCAGAAAUAUCGAAUUUGAUGGAAUCUCUCGGAGAGGUCGAAAAUAUUGCCAAUCGUGAUAGAACGGUUGAAAUUCGGGCAUCGAUGGGAAGGAUAUCGAUGCACCCUCCAGCCGUCAUUGCGCCUGUAGAUGAGACGCCAACAAUUCCACCUGAGCCACCACGUUUGUCUGUAGAAUUUUCAGCAGCAUUAGGAAUGGAUGAAAUUUUUGCAGAUAAUCUUCCUGGAGAUCAAUUUCAGCAAGAUUUUGCUCAAGGAGAGGCGGGACUUCAGACUGAAAAUGAUCAGGAUCAAAUGCUGGAAAUCACAGCGCAGAGGUCCCGCGCACGUGCUUCCGAAUCUGUUGCGCCUGAAAGUGGACCUUUGGGAAUAACGGAGGACACGAUUCUCGCAAAGAUACUCGAAUGCCUGACUUUGGGAGACAGGGAAUCCAUCACUUUGGAAGAAAUUAUUCCUCCGGAAUCGGAGAAUACAGAAACUGCGGCUUGGUCUUUCGCAUGCGUUCUUGUUCUGAAAAAGAAAAAGAAGAUUGUGCUGUCCCAGAAUGGAUCGAAGGAGCCAAUUUAUAUCAGGAGAUAUAGCGAGAAUGAGUAAAAAUUUUUUAUUAAGAUGGACUCCUUUUUUGGGUACAAUUUCUAACCAAAAUUCAAUUCCAAAAAUGUAGCAUGUAAAACUGUAAGUAUAAAUGUUAGUUUUUAGAUAUAUUUUGGAUUAUAUAGUUCUUAAAAUUUGA